Dermatophagoides pteronyssinus (European house dust mite) is the source of this 3840-nucleotide messenger RNA. RefSeq lists its product as uncharacterized. Gene Ontology annotation, biological process: transmembrane transport. NCBI's taxonomy places the organism in Eukaryota, Metazoa, Arthropoda, Arachnida, Sarcoptiformes, Pyroglyphidae. The record is from RefSeq and is a predicted model, not a curated record. Gene Ontology annotation, molecular function: ATP binding; ATP hydrolysis activity; ABC-type transporter activity. Gene Ontology annotation, cellular component: membrane.
UAUGUUAAAUCGUUUGAGUUUGAAUUAGAAGAAAGAACCAGAAAAGAUGAUAUAUUAUCGACACAGAACAUAUCAUUGGCAUGGCGAAAUUUAUCAUACGAAGCAAGUGGUUGGUUUGGCAAAGGGAAGAAAUCAAUAUUGAAACGUUUGAAUGGCCAUGUCACUUAUGGCAGUAUGAAUGCAUUUCUUGGGCCAAGUGGUGCUGGGAAGACCACAAUGCUCAACUGCUUGAAUGGAACAUUGCGUAAUGGUAUCACAUCGGACUCGGAAAUUUAUCUGAAUCAGGCGGAACCAACUCAAACACCAAUUAUUCGUUUCGUUGAGCAACACAUUCACGAAACUAUCAUCGCUCGAAUGACUGUUCGAGAAAUCCUGCAUUAUGCAUUCCGUUUCAAGAAUCCAAUGAGUAAAUGGAAUCAAAUGGAUAAACAUAUACGGUCGGUAUUAAGUGAACUUUUACUCGAUGAAACUAUAUUGAAUAAUCAUUUCGAAAAAUGUUCCGGGGGUGAACAACGACGAAUAGCAAUUGCUCAAGAACUGAUGUCGCUAGAGAAGCCAACAUUUUUAUUUGUUGAUGAACCAACAACCGGACUUGAUAGUAAUGCCGCUGUAUUGGUAAUGGAAUGUCUGAGAAAAUUAGCUGAUAAUAGCCGAUUGACCAUUUUAGUAUCGAUUCAUACACCAAAUUCAGAUAUCAUGAGCUUAUUUGACAAAGUUUUCAUUUUGGCCAAAGGUGGUGUUUGCAUCUAUUCAGGCCCUCCAGACAAUUUGCGUGACAAUUUGAAGCAAAAAAUCAGUCAUGAAUUUGACACAGAAAAACCGCCAAUCGAAGAAUAUUUAGAAAUUGCUUGUGAAGGCAUACAAAAUGAAUUCGUACGUAAAUUGACUGAUUCAACUUUAUUGGAACAGCAUGAAAAAUUGGAUGCAUUUGUUGAUGAUUUACGAUUUUUAUCGAAUGGUGUACAACAGCGACGAAAAUGGUUUUCAAUAGAUGAUCUCAUUCUACAAUUGUAUCGUGUAUUUCGAAUAACAUUCGUUGCCGAAUACAAAAAUUUUCUUAUGCAAUUUCCAUUCUUUUUCUUUUUGAUUACAAUCAUAACCGUAUUGUUCGAUCCAAAUAUGACACAUGCCGAAACAUGUUAUUCAUUCGAAGCUGAUGAUAGUGCAUUCAAUGUAACAUGUCGUGAUAAAUUACAUGCCGAAUCAUUAACAUAUGAUUAUAAAAUGAAUCAAUGGUAUUGGCUUAAUCUGGUUGGUUUAGCUAUAUUAUGUAUGAGUAGUCUAUUCUUCAAUCCAAUACUCAAAGUUUUUCGGAAUGAACAUCGUAAUCAAUGGUAUAGUCUUGGUACAUUCUAUUGGGCAUUUAUGAUUAUUCGUUUCAUCGAAUUGACAAUAAUGGCCGGUUUUAUUGGUUUAAUCGCAUAUUUUGUCAUUGAUCAUCUUUAUGUGGAUCAUUAUCAAAUGAAUUGGAAUCGUUUGGGAAAUUUUAUCUAUUUUAUUUGGCUUACAAAUUUUUAUCAACAAAGUAUUGGCUAUUUUAUUUGUCUAUUAUUGUUGGACAAAAUUGAAGUAUCUAUUGUAACGUCAUAUAUGAUUGCUGUUAGUGAACAAUUUUUUACCGGUUAUAUGUUCGAUCCAUAUAAAAUGAAAAAUAUGCCUUCAAUAUUUUUACGAAUGUCCGAAUUAUUAUCAUUUAAAACUAGUCCUAAUGGAUUAAUGUAUACAAUGUAUGGAUUGGAUCGAUGUCUGGAUGAAAAACAAAUCUCAUUUGUACUCGAUGAUUUCGGUGUAAAUGUUGAUACAGUAUAUAGUGAUUCAUAUCUGAUGAUCGUCAAUAUUAUCAUUUUUCGAUCACUUAUAUUCAUUAUGAUGGUUUAUCAUUUUAGCGGUAUUAAUCGAUCCAAAAAUUUUAUCAAAGCAUCAAAAUCUGAUGCUAUUAAAUGUAUCGACUAUGGAAAUCUAUCCGAUCAGAAAGAAGAGAUGAUCGAUUUGUCUAAAACUGUUAGAGUCAAAAAGGAAGAUGAACUUGGAUUUGAAGAUUUUAUACGAGUUUGUUACCUCACUCAAGAAGUUUCAGGUCAUUUGCUACCCGGUUUAACUGCUAAACAAAGUCUGAUCUAUGCUUCAAUGUUGAAAAAUGCUAUGGAAAAUGAGAAUUUGAAUCACGAAGCGAUCGCCAUGAAAAUUCUCAACGAACUAGAUCUGAUCGAUACUAAAGAUACGUACGUGCAAAGUUGUUCAGGUGGUCAACGUAAGCGUUUGGCUUUGGGUUUGGAACUCACAUCCGUACGAAUGCCAAACUUGAUUUGUAUCGACGAACCGACCAGUGGAUUGGAUUCGAGCUCAUCUCAAACCGUCGUGUCAUGUUUACGACAAGUGGCUCAUCAUAACAACAUUUGCAUCAUCACUUCGAUUCACCAACCUAAUGUAGAAGUAUUGACUAUGUUUGAUCAGGUGUAUGUAUUGGCCAAAGGUGGUGUCUGUGUCUAUUCGGGUCCACCAUCCGAUAUUCGUCAGCAUCUAUCAAAAGUGUCUGAUCGAGUGGAUCGCGAUGACAUCUUUCCAGUUGAAGAAUUGAUUAAGUAUUCUUGUCUCAAUUAUGAAGAUUCUUCCGUUCAGGAUUUGGUAGCCUCUUCGGAUUUGCAAAUUACAUCACAAGACUUGAUCGUGUCGGAAGAAACAACUCCUGUUAUGGAUGGCAUACCGACAAAUAGAAAUCGUUUCUCCAUGAAAUCUGUUCGAGUUUUAAUGAUGCGAUAUACCUUCUAUGUUCUUGGUUACUUAUGGCCGAUUCUUUGUCUAAUGUAUGGUCUUUAUCUGUGUUUUGGAUUGACAUUAAACAUUCUAUUUGAUCAUAACAUGAUAUUCACUGAUGGUUGUGUCGACCUUCAAGAUGAAUUUAAUAGUACUUGUAAUCAAACACAGGAUAAAGAAGAUGAAGAUUUUCAUCUCGAUGCUUCAUUCAUAUAUGUUUGUUUUGGUUAUGGAAUGUUUUUGUUUCUUGUAUUGGUUCAAUCUGCCAUAAUGUUUUCGAAAGAGAUGGUAUUUUUUCGUAAUGAACAUCGAAAUGGUUGGUAUAGUACUGGUGCAUUUUAUUUCAUGAAAAUAUGGGUCGAAUUAUUGCCACAAAUUCCAAUCUUUCUCAUCUAUACACUUUUGAUUGAUAUCUAUGAACCUGUACGUCCUGGGAUAUAUUUUUCCAUUGCUUUCUAUGUAAUUCUUGGCGCAACAGCCGUUCAAUCAGUUGGUCAUCUAUUAUCAAUUGUAACAAUGGGUGAAUUUGUUGCAUUAGUUAUUUCGAUUCCGGGCAUCGAAGCUAUUUUCUUAAUGGUUAGCAAUUUAGGAACACCAGUCAAACGUUUACAUUAUAUUCUACAAUUUAUAUCGAAUUUUGCACCAACACGAUUCGGUAUUGAAGCAAUGUUUCUAUUACAAUAUGGAUUCGAUCGGUGUGGCCUGAAAGAAGUGCAGAAAAUUCUUUUCAAAUUGAAAAUGGAAAAUGAUGAACAUGAACAUCAUGCUUCAUUUCUUCUACAAACACUUAUCAUGUUAAUAUUUAAUUUAAUAUUUUAUCGUUUAGUUUCCUUAUUGUUGCUCAUCAUUAGAUUUAAUCAUUUCAAUAAUCGCCGUAAACGCGCACAAAGAAUUUCUGAUUUUCAUAAAAAUCUUAAACCAUCAAACGUUAUUAUACCCGGUCUACAAUGUGAUACUGAAUUAAUAAUCAAAAGGAUUGAAGUAUGAAGAAAUUUCUCUUCUUUAUUCGAUGAAUUCAUUAAAUUUGUUGCCAUCAUUAAAACAAACUAAUAACUCAAAAUGACACACAUCGUCACUAUCAAAGAA